AUUUAUUUAGAAUAAUAUCACGGCCAUCUUUCGAGAAAAGACGUGGAUAAAGAUAAGGGAUUAUUACUUGAAAACUUUUAAGAGUUCGUUCUGAGGACGUAAAAAGUGGGAAGAAAGUGAUCUUUGCUUAAGCACCAUGACAAUUUUGCCCAAAAAGAAGUCAACGCAAUCACGCUCGGAAUCCGAAUCUAAUACUGAUGGAUCCCCUCUUCAACAUCUCUCAGUUGGAAACAAUAGCCAUCUGACACAUAUUGGGCCAGUUCCUCAGGUUACAGAACCAUUGAAUGUGGCCAGACUCUCUGGAAGAACAUCAUCUAGCCAUACUCAUAGCCAUGGGCACAGUAGCCAGUCAUCAUCUCGAUAUGAAGAUUAUGAUCUGGAAAGUGGUCCUAGUCAAACAAAGAGAAGAAUGAGAGUUAGCCCUCACAGAGCGGUUCGUCCUAAGCACAGAGAUAGAAAUUCAUCAACAUCAGCCAUACCUAGCACUAGUUCUGCUAUACACAGUGUUGCUUCUUCAUCAAGCUCAGGGAGUUCUCCCACACCAAGUCACGCUGUGCCAGAAGCUUCAUCCUCCUAUCACGAAGAUGAAUCAGGAAGUGGAUACAACAGUGGGGAUGAAUAUGGCCCAGCUAGAUCUUCGUCUUCAAAUGUUCCUGUUUCUGAAGAAGAAUGGGAACAGAAGGAGAGAUGGUUCGAGAAAAAGAUGCGGAAGCGAGGUUAUAUUAUCAAACGCAUGGGUGAAGACGGAGCAUGCUUAUUCCGUGCCGUCUCAGACCAGAUUUACGGUGAUCAAGAAAUGCACUCAAUGGUUCGCAAACAUUGUAUGGACUAUAUCGAUGCCAAUGGAGACUACUUUUCGCAGUACAUGACUGAAGAUUUUGCCGCGUACGUGAGCAGAAAACGUUUGGAAAACGUACACGGGAAUCACAUCGAAAUGCAAGCUAUGAGCGAAAUGUACAAUAGACAUAUUGAAGUCUUCUGCUAUAGUGUUGAUCCCAUCAACAUUUUCCAUGGUAAACAUCAAACCGAUGAUGAACCCAUUCGAUUGUCCUAUCAUCGUGGAGUGCACUACAACAGCCUGGUUGAUCCGUACAAAGCAACUGUGGGAGUAGGCCUUGGUUUACCCGGAUUUGUUCCUGGUCAAGCUGAUAAGAAGUUAAUGGGAGAUGCUAUGAGGCAAAGUGAAGAAACACUAAUCGAACAAGCCAUGUUAGAAGAUAAGGUUAAAGCUACGGAUUGGGAAGCAACCAAUGAAGCUAUCGAAGAGCAAGUGGCCCGUGAAAGUUACCUUGACUGGCUCAGAGAAAAUGAGCGGCGAAGUCGGCAACAGCAGCGUACUGGUCAUUCGGCAACCACAUCUUCAAAUGCCUGCGAGCUUCGUUCACCCCGCACAACUGCGACGACGUCUUCUACUGCACGCAAUUCGCCAAAACCGUCCUUUGUAGAGCAUCAGCGAAAGUCCCCAAAUGCUUCUCCGAGAGCGUCAACGUCACGCAGCGUUACCACAUCUAGUAGUCGAGAUGGCUCUUCGACCAGCCCUAUCGCAUCGCCUGCUGCAGGAACAUCAAAUUCGGUCACGGUGAACUCGAGCAAACCUGAUUGGGGACUUGGCCCAGGUUUUGAAUUAGCUGAAACAGCUUCAUUUCUCGGACAGUUGCCACCCGAUAUGUUUGGUUUAGCGGAUUGGGAGGAUGCCGGACUUUUGGCUCAGGUGUUAGCGGCAUCUCAACAAGAGUAUCUGGAUAAGCUGAAAAAGGGCCGGGAACCUAUCGAUGAGACGAAAGAUAGUCCCAAAGAACAGCAAGAAGAAAAGCCGGUUGAUCAGAGUAGUCGCGACAGUAUGAUGGCAGAUCCAUCCAGCGACCUGACCACUGCGAACGGAACUAACAAUAGUUAACCCAGACUCAGUUGUUUUGUUUACGUACUGUCUUUCUUAUCUUUUUCCCCCGUCAGUCGCAGGGAGUUAAAGAGGCGUGUACCAGAGGAGGAGCCAAAAGAAAGGCAUUUUUUUCCAUGCAAAAUUGCUAAUCUUUGAUUCUUGCGGUCUACAUUUAGACCUGCAGUGACGUCUGACUGACACAAUUGGAUUGAACUUUCCCUCAUACUUGUCUCCUCCAGCGCCCAUGCUCGCAAACUGGCUGCCAAAUCAUGUAAAAAACAAAAAAAAAGGGAAUGUCAUCCGCGUUUGAAAUCCAGUGAAGCAAGAAAAAAAAUCACUUUAUAAAAAAAGUAAAUUGUAAUCAUUUGUUACACAGCUUUCCUGUCAAAAUAGCCGCAGAUGCCCCCCUUGCCCUGGUGCCUUUUGAGUAUCUUUCGUCGUGGUUUUCCAUUUCGUUUUGCGGAUGCUGGAACUAACUAACGUCUCCCCCGUACCUUGGCAGCAGCUGAUGUGAUGGCCAUAACUCGCACUAUUUUUUUCUCGUUUGUCACGUUUCUUCUGUUUUUGUUUUCGUUUAGCUUUUUCUGGUAGUUAUAAGAUAGAACCACGUCUAGCCAUUUCCGUCUGUUGAAAGCUAAAUCAUAUGUUUCCUUGUAUCACUGACCUCUUGGGCUUUUCAUGUGUUUGUUUUAAAUCUCUUUCUUCCCUGUUUCUGCUCUUGACACUAAACUUAGUGUCAAUGGGAAAGAAGAUCAACUGCUUUCUUCUUCAUAUCUCACCCGUGUACUGCAGAUAUAAAUCUAUUUGAUGAUGACGAAAAAUUUAAGAAAAUGAAAGAGACAACAAAAUUAAGCUAUAUGCAAAUAUAAUAAGGAAACUUACCGUCA
Daphnia magna is the source of this 2766-nucleotide messenger RNA. It is a transcript of the gene Duba, whose product is annotated as OTU domain-containing protein 5-B. Gene Ontology annotation, biological process: protein deubiquitination. The record is from RefSeq and is a predicted model, not a curated record. Gene Ontology annotation, molecular function: cysteine-type deubiquitinase activity; K63-linked deubiquitinase activity. The transcript is spliced from 7 exons. NCBI's taxonomy places the organism in Eukaryota, Metazoa, Arthropoda, Branchiopoda, Diplostraca, Daphniidae. The coding region runs from base 137 to 1897 and encodes 586 amino acids.